GGCCGAUUCGAUUUUCUUGAACCAGAACCACGUACAAAAACCUUCCAUGUGAUUCUGCCGGCUCAUACAUACUAUAAUAAAGCAUCCUUUCAGAUCAAACGCAUUCCGUUCAACAAUGGAAUUGCCACCUGGGAUCGUCUACCUCCUCAGUUGCUUUCCACAGCUCCUAUUGCCACCAGCGAUAGUUUAUAUCUGCGAUUUGGCAUUUGGCGUAUCCUUGUCAGGAUGGUCACAGAUUCCUGUAUAUGUGUUAUCUUUUCCUGCUCUGUUCACUUGCAAGGUGCUCGCAUUAAAGUACCACGAUAGGCGCCAAGCUGCCAUCCAUGGUGCUGUCCUUCCACCCAUGUUUCCAAGUAAAUGGCCUGGCAGUCUGGAUCUCCUCGCAGCCUUGAUACAAAAUUUCAAGUUUGGAUACAUGGGGGACUUGAUGGCAGAGCAGUGUAACACUCUAGGACAUACGUUCAACAUGCGAGUCCUCUUUGAAAAUAGGAUCUUCACCGCUGAACCAGAAUAUACCAAGGCAAUUCUAGUAUCAAAGUUCGCAUCAUUUGAGAAAGGGCCUAUGUUUUCGGACCAAGUCAAUUCCCUCCUUGGUACCGGAGUGUUCAAUUCCGAUGGGGAUACGUGGAAAUUCCACCGCUCGAUGACACGCCCGUUCUUCAGCAAAAACAGAAUCAGUCAUUUUGAUAUAUUUGACAAGCACGCGGAGGAUGCCAUUAGCCAGCUGAAGAUUAGACUUAGAGAUGGAUACCCUGUGGAUUUCCAGGACGUGGUCUCUCGUUUCACCUUAGAUUCUGCGACAGAAUUUCUCUUCGGCAAAGAUGUCUGUUCUCUCUCCGCCGGCCUGGUCUACCCACCGUCAUCGCCUCGUUCUAAAGACGUCGCAUUUAAGAACCACCCCGCUAACAAGUUUGCGCAUGCAUUCAGUGAGGCUCAGAUUGCUGUUGUCUAUCGUGGCCGAUUUGGCUCAGCGUGGCCCCUGUUUGAAUUCUGGACUGAUCGUGUCAAGAAGCACAUGGGUGUUUGUUACAAGUUCAUUGAUCCCAUCCUCAAGGAGGCGUUAGAAAAGAACAAAAUGCUCAAGGAAAAUAUUGACGAGAAGGUAGUAAAGGAUAGGGACGUCGAAGAAGGCGAAACGCUGCUUGAUCACUUGGUGAAUUACACAGAAGACCCCAUCGUCAUCAGGGACGAAAUUCUCAAUAUCAUGAUUGCUGGACGUGAUACUACUGCAGCUACCUUGACUUUUGUUAUUUAUAUGCUCACAGAGCAUCCUGAUGUCCUCCGCCGUCUUCGUGAGGAGAUCCUUGGCAAGGUAGGUCGUUCGAGGAGACCAACCUACGAUGAUAUGCGCGAUAUGAAAUAUUUGAGAGCAGUCAUUAAUGAAACGCUUCGACUUUACCCACCUGUACCAUUCAAUGUCAGGAUCAGUACAGAACCAACGGUCUGGCCUGGAAUUAAUGGGGGAAAACCGAUCUAUAUUCCUCCAAAUACUAGGACACCUUACUCUGUAUUCCUGAUGCAACGACGAACAGACUUAUGGGGACCAGAUGCUGAAGAAUUUGACCCAGAUCGUUUCCUUGAUGACCGCCUCCGGAAAUAUUGUACUCCUAACCCAUUCAUCUUCGUGCCUUUCAAUGCAGGCCCCAGGAUUUGUCUUGGGCAACAGUUCGCCUACAACGAGAUUUCUUUUUUCCUAGUCCGACUUCUCCAGCAGUUCUCUUCGGUCUCAUUGGCCACCGAUGUCCAGACUCUUCCGCCUGCAGAGUGGGCGAAGUGUUCUGGCCGCAAGGCCAUCGAAAAGGUCAUAUUUAAGAGUCACCUUACCAUGUAUGCACAUAACGGGCUAUGGGUUAGGAUGGAGGAAGCUACCCCUGUCGAGGUUGUGUAGAUUUAAGGGUUCAGCAUCACGACGACAAAUCAUUUAUAUCAUCUGUACUAUCAUGUAUAUUGAUGCAGAGGAAAUAUGUACAGUGGGCGGGGCCACCAAAA
Messenger RNA from Suillus bovinus, 1989 nucleotides. RefSeq names its product cytochrome P450. The coding region runs from base 116 to 1888 and encodes 590 amino acids. The transcript has 17 exons. Gene Ontology annotation, molecular function: iron ion binding; oxidoreductase activity, acting on paired donors, with incorporation or reduction of molecular oxygen; heme binding. The record is from RefSeq and is a predicted model, not a curated record. Lineage: Eukaryota; Fungi; Basidiomycota; Agaricomycetes; Boletales; Suillaceae.